UACUGGUUUCUCGUAACUAGAGCAUCACGCACCUCAGUCCAGCUUUGUUGAAUUUCUGGAGGACAGAUGGAUGGUUAUGAAGAUAAAUCUGACAUGUUUUGAAAGAAUUUGCUUAUUUACAAGUCUGUAAGAUGGGUAAAAGGGAUAAAGGAGACCGUGAAAAGAGGCCCAAAAAGCGUUUCUAUGAGGAGGAAGAAGAUGAAGAAGAGGUGGUGGGAGGCGAGUCUCAGGAGGCCAUACCUGCUGCUGCAGGGAAACAAGUGGAUGAGUCCAGUACAAAACUGGAUGAGUAUGGAGCCAAAGACUACCGUGUUCAGAUGUUGCUAAAGAAUGAUCAUUCUUCACGGCCCCUCUGGGUGGCUCCAGAUGGACACAUUUUUCUGGAAGCCUUCUCACCAGUGUAUAAGUACGCCCAGGAUUUCUUGGUGGCCAUUGCAGAACCAGUGUGCAGGCCUAACUACAUCCAUGAGUACAAGCUGACGGCUUACUCCCUGUAUGCAGCUGUCAGUGUGGGGCUGCAGACCUCUGAUAUUGUGGAGUACCUGCAGAAACUCAGCAAGACAUCUGUACCUGAUGGAAUUGUGCAGUUCAUUAAGCUCUGCACAGUGAGCUAUGGCAAAGUCAAGUUGGUGCUCAAGCACAAUAGGUAUUUUGUUGAGAGUGCCUUCCCUGAUGUGAUCCAGCGCCUUCUGCAGGACAACGUGAUCCGUGAAUGUCGUCUCCGUACUGCAGAUGGAGCAGACACUGAGCUUAUUACUGAAGUCAUCCACAGCAAGUCAGCGAUCUCCAAGUCUGGUCAGGAAAAGGGAGGCACUUCCACCUCACAGCAGCCCAGCGAGGGACAAACCUCAACCCAGCAGGUCCCCGAGGACAUUUUCAGCUACUAUGAGCAAAUGGAUAAAGAAGAGGAGGAGGAGGAGGAGACUCAGACUGUGUCCUUUGAGAUUCGCCAGGAGAUGAUUGAAGAACUACAGAAGCGCUGUAUUCAGCUGGAGUACCCCCUCCUAGCAGAGUAUGACUUUCGCAAUGAUACUGUCAACCCAGACAUCAACAUAGACCUGAAGCCCACUGCUGUGUUGCGGCCCUACCAGGAAAAGAGUCUGCGCAAGAUGUUUGGAAAUGGACGCGCUCGUUCCGGGGUCAUCGUGCUGCCCUGCGGAGCUGGCAAAUCGCUGGUGGGCGUGACAGCGGCGUGCACGGUGCGUAAACGCUGCCUGGUGUUGGGUAACUCCUCUGUGUCAGUGGAGCAAUGGAAGGCCCAGUUCAAAAUGUGGUCCACUAUUGAUGACUCUCUGAUCUGCCGCUUCACCUCCGACGCCAAGGACAAACCCAUCGGUUGCUCGGUGGCCAUCAGCACCUAUUCUAUGCUGGGUCACACCACCAAGCGCUCCUGGGAGGCUGAGAGGGUCAUGGAGUGGAUGCGGAGCCAGGAGUGGGGACUCAUUAUCCUGGAUGAGGUGCACACUAUCCCUGCCAAGAUGUUUCGUCGUGUUCUAACCAUUGUCCAGGCUCACUGCAAACUGGGGCUCACUGCCACACUGGUCAGGGAAGAUGACAAGAUUGUGGACCUCAACUUCCUAAUUGGGCCUAAGCUGUUCGAGGCCAACUGGAUGGAACUGCAGAACAAUGGCUACAUUGCCAAAGUCCAGUGCGCAGAGGUGUGGUGCCCGAUGUCUCCCGAGUUUUACAGAGAAUAUGUGGCCAUUAAGACGAAGAAGCGCAUCCUUCUCUAUACUAUGAACCCCAAUAAGUUCCGUGCUUGCCAGUUUCUCAUUCGCUUUCAUGAGCGGCGCAAUGACAAGAUCAUUGUCUUUGCUGACAACGUGUUUGCCUUGAAGGAAUACGCCAUUCGCCUCAACAAGCCUUACAUCUAUGGUCCAACCUCUCAGGGAGAACGUAUGCAGAUUUUACAGAACUUCAAACACAACCCCAAGAUCAACACCAUUUUCAUCUCCAAGGUUGGAGACACCUCGUUUGACUUGCCAGAAGCCAAUGUUUUGAUCCAGAUCUCUUCCCACGGUGGAUCACGCAGACAGGAGGCCCAGAGGCUUGGGAGAGUCUUACGAGCCAAGAAAGGAAUGGUAGCAGAGGAGUACAAUGCGUACUUCUAUUCACUGGUGUCCCAGGACACACAGGAGAUGGCUUACUCCACCAAGAGGCAGAGGUUCCUGGUGGACCAAGGAUACAGCUUUAAGGUCAUCACAAAGUUGGCAGGUAUGGAGGAAGAGGACUUAAUGUUCUCCAGCAGAGAUGAUCAACAGCAGCUGCUUCAGAAGGUCCUUGCUGCUUCAGACCUGGAUGCUGAGGAGGAAGUGGUGGCAGGGGAGGUGGGCACACGACCACAGUUCUCAAGGCGAGCAGGCACCAUGAGCUCCAUGUCAGGUGCAGAUGACACUGUCUACAUGGAAUAUCAAAGCCGAAGCAGCAGAGCCUCUGCGUUGGCCAAGAGCGUUCAUCCACUGUUCAAGCGCUUCAGAAAGUAGAUGCACUGACUCAGACCCUGACACCUAAAGACUUCUUCAGUUGCAAUAGGGCAAUAGGACGAAGUGUAUACUGAGGCUAAGCAUCAGACUACUAGCAGCAGGUUCAGGUAGUCCAGCUGGUCUGGAGAAGAAAGCAAUGACCUGAAACUGAAUAUUGUCUUAAGUUAAUGAAGAUAUACUGAAUAUUGCUUCCUCCUGGUAGCCGCUGGUGAUGUUGGUUGAAUUGACCUUUAUAACUGGUACAUCUGAUAAGGAUACAGGGAACGGUGCCUGUAGGUGCGGGAUGAACCUCAAACGCCUACAUGCACAACAUUUGCAGAUGAAACAUCUGACAAACAUUGCAAACGCUGUCCAAGUGUCAACUACUGUUUAAAAAAAAAAAAGUUUGCUUUUGUGUCAUUUUUUAUAUCUGUGUUGCAUUGCAGAGAUGCAGCUCGCCAAUCAUGGCCUGCUCUGAAACAAAAUUAGGUGUUGUUUAUGAUAUUCAAGCUAGAUUACACAACACUUAAGGGCUGUUUGCAGUAAAUUUCAGCCACAGAUGUCUGCAUGUAAGAUGAGAGUAAAUGGCUACUGGAGUAUGGAUCAGAUACAGAUACAGAUAAGCAAAAUUAGCGCUUGAAGUAACUAAAGAUCAGCUCUCAGUCAUUUAACAGUGAAUGGAAUAGCCUGUGUUGUAUCUGCUGCUGGUGGUUGAUUCACUGAGAAAAAUAUUUGAGGAGGAAAAUUAUUUUUUAGUGGACUUCUGUCAGUACAGCUUUUUGUAAAUGUGGCUACAUUUUACACAUUAAAACAUCACAAAUCUG
Seriola dumerili (greater amberjack) is the source of this 3286-nucleotide messenger RNA. It is a transcript of the gene ercc3, whose product is annotated as ERCC excision repair 3, TFIIH core complex helicase subunit. NCBI's taxonomy places the organism in Eukaryota, Metazoa, Chordata, Actinopteri, Carangiformes, Carangidae. Gene Ontology annotation, cellular component: nucleotide-excision repair factor 3 complex; transcription factor TFIIH holo complex; transcription preinitiation complex. The transcript has 15 exons. Gene Ontology annotation, biological process: nucleotide-excision repair; transcription initiation at RNA polymerase II promoter. The coding region runs from base 132 to 2483 and encodes 783 amino acids. The record is from RefSeq and is a predicted model, not a curated record. Gene Ontology annotation, molecular function: DNA binding; hydrolase activity; 3'-5' DNA helicase activity.